Messenger RNA from Papilio machaon (common yellow swallowtail), 1956 nucleotides. RefSeq lists its product as uncharacterized. The transcript has a single exon. Bases 1 to 1704 code for a protein of 567 amino acids. The record is from RefSeq and is a predicted model, not a curated record. NCBI's taxonomy places the organism in Eukaryota, Metazoa, Arthropoda, Insecta, Lepidoptera, Papilionidae.
AUGUUGAUAGGUGCACCGUCGCUGGCCCUUCAUCUGAAAUCACUUGAAGGCAAUCCUGGAAUCUUACCCGUUAAAAAAGGAAGUGCGUAUUUACAAAAAGACCAUUGGACAAUAUUAAAAGUUCUAAAUUUAGACCAAUUAUAUACCGAUCUUAUUAAUAUCGAUACAAACUACCAAGUAUUAGAAAACUUGUUAAAUUAUAAUCGUUCCAUACCUCUAGAAUUUCUUUCUCUUGAGAAACAUGUUCAAUAUCAUCGUUUUAUUACAUUUGAAAAGUACAGCCAACUUGUUCCUCAGCGUCUGAAAAGAGGCCUAGUUGAUCCCUUAGGUUCUUUAAUAAAAAUUAUUACCGGCAACCUUGAUCACGAAGACGCUCUCAAGUACGAUAAGCUUACCACAGAAUUAAAUAAAAACCAAAUUGUUAUCUCUAACAGGCUCACUUUAAUCACUAAAAUAAUAGAUGGUUUAAUUAAUAAUACAGACCUAGUUAAUACUAAUAUUAGACAGUUAGAAGAGAGACUUAAAAUCUUUGAAACAGAAUUGAGAACUCAAAAGAAUUGGAUAUUUGGCACAUAUUUAAUGGGAUUACUUAAUUUGUUUAUCAAUAAUUAUCGUACAAUAUUCAUUAAGUUAAGUGAAAUUGAAACAGCCUUAGCUCUAAGCAAAUUGUCAGUUUUACAUCAAAGUAUUGUAAACUCUACUGAAUUAUUAGGUCAUCUACAAGCUAUAUCUUUGUAUGGUAAUUUACUGUAUACACCUACUGAAAUGAAUUUAGUAAAAAUUGAAGAAACCAUUAUUGUAAAAUCGUAUAUUAAGAAAAACCAGAUAACGUUCAUAUUGGAAAUUCCUCUUAUUCAUAAUGUAACUUAUAAUUAUUAUAAAAUCUAUUCCUUACCCAUCUAUAAUGAAAAGAUAAACCUCACUAUUACCAUAUUUCCUAAUUACCCCUUCCUCAUGGCAAAAGGUACGAAAACUAUUCCGAUUGUAAAACCUUGUCGCACCCUAGCCGCUGGAGAAGAGUUUCUUUGCACAGACAAUGAUAGAGCUCUAUAUGCAGAAUCUACAUGUUUGGAACAAUUAAUAACAUUCAAAAAUAUCUCUAACUGUCAGCAACGAUCUAUUUUAAUUGAGAACCCAAAGGUACAACAAGUAGAUGACGAAAAUUGGAUCCUGUACAGUCGUACAGAAACCACCGUGUUACAAAAUUGCAAAGACGAUAUUACUAGAUUCUCUGUUUUUGGAACAUAUAUGAUGACCCUAAAUGAACCCUGCGAGAUCGUAGUGGACAAUAUUAAAAUUUACCAUCACUCCGCCUACUCCAUGAAUGCCGAGAUUGAGCCAAUGCCCAUAGUGAGCCUGCCACAACUACAUAGCGACAUCAAUACAUUAUCCGGUGCGCAUGCACUCGAUAUAAAGGACGUCAACCUCGACGAGAUCAAGUACAUGUCACACGCGUUGAAAAACAGUGAAUUAGUGCAUAGUGUUACAAGUGUUACCAAUGUGUACAGCUCUAGCUGGUUUAUACUUACGUGUGUUUUAAUGUUCAUCUUUAUAAUUUCUGCAUUUAUAAUUUUAAGAAAAUAUUUGUUAAAAUUUGUAUGUUUGCAAAAUUAUCGGAAAAGCCGUAAAAACGACAAAUCCGAUAAUUUCGCUCUUGAGGGGGGAAAAGUUAUGUUGGACGCUCGCCCCUCAGCCUUAGAUUAGGGCUCUGUACCUAAAGGUGCAGCGUCAUAGUUUUAGGAAUUAGAUUAUAAGUUUUACUAACAUUAGUUUUAAGAAAUUAGAUUAUAACUUCCUUUAUAACUUCCUAAACGAUUAGAAGUAAGCAAACCUUUAAUAUUGUUCGUGCCUUCACAUCGGCAGGACGUAUUCGCUAGUUUAGAUAAUAUUGUUCUCGCCUUCGAAUCGGCAGGACGUAUUCGCUAGUUAAGUCCUAAUUAAAUGUAUUUCUUUAAU